Messenger RNA from Dipodomys ordii (Ord's kangaroo rat), 399 nucleotides. RefSeq names its product osteocrin (gene Ostn). Gene Ontology annotation, molecular function: signaling receptor binding. Gene Ontology annotation, biological process: hormone-mediated signaling pathway. The record is from RefSeq and is a predicted model, not a curated record. Lineage: Eukaryota; Metazoa; Chordata; Mammalia; Rodentia; Heteromyidae. Bases 1 to 399 code for a protein of 132 amino acids. The transcript has 3 exons.
AUGCUGGACUGGAGAUUGGCAAGUGCACAUAUAAUCCUGGCUGUGACUGUGGUGCUGUGGAGCUCAGCAAAAGGCCUCUCAAUGGAAGUAGCAACAGAGGCUUUUGAUUCUGGGCUCACAGAUGUACAGUCACCACCCACACUCAGGGAAGAGAAACCAGCAACCAACCUGGCAGGAAAGCUCCUGUUGCUUGAUGAACUAGUAUCCCUGGAGAAUGAUGUGAUUGAGACAAAGAAGAAGAGAAGCUUCUCUGGCUUUGGCUCUCCUCUGGACAGGCUCUCAGCUGGCUCUGUCGAACACAAAGGGAAACAGAGGAAAGUAGUAGAUCAUCCAAAAAAGCGAUUUGGUAUCCCCAUGGAUCGGAUUGGUAGAAACCGGCUCUCAAAUUCCAGAGGCUGA